CCUGUUCAAAAGACAAUGCCAUUUAUUCUCUGUCGUAGUUUACAAAGAGUUUGUAUCUCGAAGUUGUUUUUACUUUACACAAUAAAUAUGAUUUUGGCAACUCUAUUUGUCGUGUUGUUAGUGGGAAUUUAUAAAACGGAGGGCCAAUGUUCUCACAGCGCCCCGUGCGCUUUAAUGGGAGGUCAGAACCUUGCGUCACCUCAACAACUGACGUCAUCAGGGGGUUCCCUUUCUAUGACGUUGACAGUGCAAGUUUCUGACAUCAAAAUAGAUUGGUUGACGCUGCAUCGACGUUGCUAUGAUGGGGUAUUCCCCGGCCCAACAUGGCGCGUGAAACGUGGUGAUGUAGUAAAUGUUACAGUGGUUAACACUCUAGGAUUACCGCACAAAACUGAGGCACCCAAUCAGCUGCGUUUACCAAACACAACCAAUCUUCAUACGCAUGGACUUCAUAUUAGCAGCAAGGAACCACAAGACAAUGUGUUUGUCCACAUUCACCCAGGGGAGUCGUAUACAUAUUCCUACCAGAUUGACAGUGAAAAUCCAUCCGGCACUUAUUGGUACCACCCCCAUUUGCAUGGAGCCACCCUGUUGCAGGUUCACAGUGGAAUGGCUGGAAUGAUCAUCGUUGAAGAUGAUGCUGAUGCAACAACUCCCUCCCACUUAAGAGCAGUAUCAUGCCCCGAGAAUUGCGCGCAUGAUAUUCAACUUAUGUUUCAACCAACACUGCAAUAUAUUAACAAUGGUGGAAGGGGUUUCGCAAACAUACAACAGACUAUUCAAGAUAAUCCUAAUUAUAGGCAUAACCAAUACCCAGUAACUGCUGGAGGUAAUUUAGAAGAAUGGUUGACCAAUCAAGCGAAUGGGAUUGACCACUUCACAACAAACGGGCAGCUUUGGCCACAAUUAGCAAUGACAACGACAGAAACCAAACGAUUUAGAAUGGUUAAUGCUGGAGGUAGUGCUAUUCUUGAGUUGCUAAUCACCGACACAAGUCAACAGCCAACAUCAGCUUGUAGUGUGUUGGAGAUAGCAUACGAUGGUGUAUAUCUCGAUGAAGCUAGAACCCCUUUAACUGGGAAAACUCUUCUUAUUCCAUCGGGGAAAGUUGAUUGGUUGGUUGCUUGUGGCACUGCUGGUACUUACGAGCUACGUUCUUUAUCAUCAAACGUUGAUAACCUUUCAAUCGGAGGAUUUCAACGCCUCAACCAAAACUUGUUGACAAUCGUUGUCACGGGAACCAGCUCUUCCAUCACCGUCCCAACCUCCCUUCCCACUCGUCCAUCAUUUGUCGGCGAUUUCCGUUCCUUAACUCAAGAUCAAGUGUUUGGGAGGUUUGUUAUCGAAGCAAGCCCAGGAACAAGGUUAAAUAGGGAGAGAUUUCAAUCCAAUACAAACUACAGGUUCAAAGCUCAGUUGAACACCAACCAAGAAUGGUAUCUUGUCAACUCUGAUCCAGGUGCAGCACAUCCCAUUCAUAUUCAUGUCAAUCAUUUUCAGGUGAUUAGUUACAACUCGUAUACGGGACCUUAUUCAGUGAGUGGAAGGACAGGUUAUGUGUUCUUUGAUCAAGACAACUCCGUAUGUGCUCACCAACAUUCUGCUUAUACUGGCAAUGAAAACGUUCAAACCCCAAACAAUCCUUUACGGUAUCUUGGCCAUGAUGCACGAUGGGCUGCAGGGGGAACAGGAACGCUUGGUUAUAGUGAAGCUGGCUUGUUUAGAGACGCCAUACUUGUUCCACCUUUGGUUAACAUAACAAUUCGAUUCAACGCACAUAAAUACACAGGGGAGGUUGUGGUUCAUUGUCACUUACUUAACCAUGAAGAUACUGGUAUGAUGUUAACAGCAGAUAUUGUGGAUCAAGGCGCAGAUCUUACUGCUAGCAUUCCAUCUGGCACUGCUUAUCCUGGAACUUGCAAAGAGAAUGAUCCGUACCCGUUUAAUGCGUGUGAUAGUUGUCCAACUACUAUAAAUACAAGCAGUACAACUACAACACCUGCAGCAAGUCCAACGGAAACAAUUUCUUUAGGAGGGGAAGCAGCAUUUUUAACACCAAGAUCAUGGAACUUCACUGUGUUUCUUAUUUUGGGUCUGUUGCAAUUAGUGUAGAUAGUAAAUAAGAUGGUUUACGUUUAAUUUAUAUAAUUUUCUAUUUCUUUACCGAACCACUUUUUGUUUAGACAAUAUCAUGGUUUUUAAAGACCUAUUUGCCAACUGCAAUUGUAAAUUUUAAUGUUUGUAUAUUCUUUUCCACAUUUCGUAAGUUCGUACUAUUUUGUUUUCUUCAAAUCUCGUCUAAAAUUUAAACUGCUGUAAUCUUAUUUACCCUAUUGUGCGCUUCAGUGUUAUGAAUUUAUGGAGUAAAUGAACACGCUUAGACGAUGGGUAACAUACCAACAAGGGUUACAUGUUACUUGAAUGAUAACACUUUCUUUGGAUAGCUUUAAAUUGGCAGAAUGUUCUCCAUACGCCCAUGGAACAAGUUAUACUAUCAGGUGCACAAAAUGCACCAAGUGA
This is a messenger RNA of Ciona intestinalis (vase tunicate), 2520 nucleotides long. Lineage: Eukaryota; Metazoa; Chordata; Ascidiacea; Phlebobranchia; Cionidae. The record is from RefSeq and is a predicted model, not a curated record.